CACUGGUUCCACAGUACUUACUAACCACUGCUCUGUUCUGUUCACAGUUAUAGGCAUUGGAGACACAGCAGUGAACCGAACAGACAGAAAAAUAGACAAACUUCUUUCAAAAUGUCUACCGUUCACGAAAUUCUGUGCAAGCUCAGCUUGGAGGGUGAGCACUCCACACCCGUGAGUGCGUACGGGUCGGUCAAAGCCUACCCCAACUUCGAUGCUGACCGGGAUGCUUUGAACAUCGAAACGGCCAUCAAGACCAAAGGGGUGGAUGAGGUCACCAUCGUCAACAUUUUGACCAACCGCAGCAAUGAGCAGAGACAGGAUAUUGCCUUCGCCUACCAGAGAAGGACCAAAAAGGAACUUGCGUCAGCACUCAAGUCAGCCUUGUCCGGCCACCUGGAGACCGUGAUUCUGGGCCUCUUGAAAACACCUGCUCAGUACGAUGCUUCCGAGCUGAAGGCCUCCAUGAAGGGGCUGGGCACAGAUGAGGACUCUCUCAUUGAGAUCAUCUGCUCCAGGACCAACCAGGAGCUGCAGGAAAUUAACAGAGUCUACAAGGAAAUGUACAAGACUGAUCUGGAGAAGGACAUUAUUUCCGACACAUCCGGCGACUUCCGCAAGCUGAUGGUUGCCCUCGCGAAGGGUAGAAGAGCAGAGGACGGCUCUGUCAUCGAUUAUGAGCUGAUUGACCAAGAUGCCCGGGAUCUCUAUGACGCUGGAGUGAAGAGGAAAGGAACUGAUGUUCCCAAGUGGAUCAGCAUCAUGACCGAGCGCAGCGUGUUCCACCUCCAGAAAGUAUUUGACAGGUACAAGAGCUACAGCCCUUAUGACAUGUUGGAGAGCAUCAAGAAGGAGGUCAAGGGAGACCUGGAGAAUGCUUUCCUGAACCUGGUCCAGUGUGUCCAGAACAAGCCCCUGUAUUUUGCUGACCGACUGUACGACUCCAUGAAGGGCAAAGGGACACGCGACAAGGUGCUGAUCAGAAUCAUGAUCUCCCGCAGUGAAGUGGAUAUGUUGAAGAUCAGGUCUGAAUUCAAGAGGAAGUACGGCAAGUCCCUGUACUAUUACAUCCAGCAAGACACCAAGGGUGACUACCAGAAAGCGCUGCUGUACCUGUGUGGUGGGGAUGACUGAGCCUGCGGUGGCCCAAGCAUCAAGGAGUGGUGCUCCUAUGCUUCUAGCUAACAGUUCUAGGAAAUCUGCUUGCGGCUAGUGCCCAUCCCUGUGCCCGUCCCUGUGAGGAUGCUGUUAGCAUUGCUUCUGCCUCACCUUAUCUCAGUUGCCUAAGCAUUGCCUAGCUUUCCCAUUUGGUCUCUCCUUUUAGCCAAAGAAAUGAACAUUCCAAGAGUUGGAAGUAAAAUCUAUGAUGUGAAACACUUUGCCUCUUGUGUACUGUGUCGUAAACAGAUGAAUAAACUGAAUUUUUACUUUAGAACCAA
This is a messenger RNA of Myotis davidii, 1436 nucleotides long. It is a transcript of the gene ANXA2, whose product is annotated as annexin A2. Bases 112 to 1131 code for a protein of 339 amino acids. Gene Ontology annotation, molecular function: calcium-dependent phospholipid binding; calcium ion binding; cytoskeletal protein binding. NCBI's taxonomy places the organism in Eukaryota, Metazoa, Chordata, Mammalia, Chiroptera, Vespertilionidae. Gene Ontology annotation, cellular component: cytoplasm. The transcript has 13 exons. The record is from RefSeq and is a predicted model, not a curated record.